Molecule: messenger RNA, 1148 nt
Organism: Paramecium tetraurelia
Lineage: Eukaryota; Ciliophora; Oligohymenophorea; Peniculida; Parameciidae
Exons: 6
Source: RefSeq, a predicted model, not a curated record
AUGCAAAAACUAUUGGCUUUGAUUUUGACUUUAUCGAUAGUCUAUUCGAUUGAUCCAAGUAUGGUGCAAUUAAGCACAGAAAAAAUGGAUGAGUUAUCGCAAAGCAAUUUGGGGAAGUUUAUAUUAGAAAUGGCCCAAACACAUGCCGAAAUGAGAGGCCCUCUUGAUGAUUUGGUUACUGCAAUUGGUGACUUGGAAAAUGAAUUGACUGCUGAACUACAACAGUUGGAAGAUGAUUUCACUAGAUCUACUAAUUAGCAUCAAGUGACCCAAGAGAACCUCGAUAUCAAUAUUGGUUAAACAGAAAUCAAUAUUUUCAAUGAAAAAGACUUUAUCGAUGCCAUCCUCCUACCAAGCAUUGAUUAAACUAAUGCAAAGAUUGAGAGAUUGAAUGGUUUCAUGAAUGACAACCGAGACGCUUUAUCUAGGGAAACACUUGCUAGAUAAAACCAACACCAAGCCUAUUUGGAUAGAGUGAGUGAACAUCAAGGAGCAAUCAGUGCAGUUGAUGAAGCCUUGCAAUUGAUCAACUCCUUAAUCAAUGGCAAUGUCGCCUUCUCAGAGAAAGCCACCAUCCAUCAGGCAGUCAAGAGAGUCAAUAGCAAGAUUCAGAAGACCAGCACAAUACACCCCCUUGUUGAAGCCUUGCUAUAAUUGACAUAGAAUUUUGCAGAUCAAGGACAGGCUCAGAAAAUUAGAGACUUGUUGUAAGACACCAGAAAUCAGUUGGUUUCUAGUCUUAACUAAGAAAACACUGAUGAGUAAUAAAUCUAAGAAACCUGGGAAGCAAGAUAGAAAACUUUGAAUACAGAAUACUAAGAAUUCAAACGUUCUGUAUUGGAGGCUACUUACGUGUUGGCAGCUUAUCAAAAUAAAUUGAAGUCAACUUAAGAAGCUUUGACAUAAAACGAAUUGGACUUACAAAAUUACAAUGAUUCUUUAUAAUAGGAUAAGGAUGCUUAAGCCUAGGAAAUCCAAAUAUAUAAUGAACUGAAGGCUCAAUAUCAAAUUCAACUAUAGACCACUAGAAAUGCCAAGGAGUUCGUGAAUUCUGCUGAAUUUAGCACUGUGAUUAGAAACAAGUUAAAUUCGGGAGGAAUAUGACAUAUUCAUCUAUAAAUUACAAAAAUGUAAACAUCAUCGAGCUU